AUGUUGAAUAGAAAGCUAAAACGUCGUCAAAUCUCUGGUUCAUAUUUUGUUGCUUUAGAAACUUGUCAAUUAUUAAUGAGAGUCAUCUCUGCUGCUAGAUGGAAUAACACAAACCAAUUGAUUGAACAAAUACGGCAAUUGGGUAAAACUUUGAUUAAUGCUCAACCAAGAGAAUUUACUUGUGGUAACAUUAUAAGAAGAGUUUUAGCUAUAAUAAGAGAUGAAGUUUAUGAGACUACUGAAAAUGAAAAUAUGACACCAAUGAUUUCUUCAAUGUUUAGUUUAUUAAGUACUAAUGUUGAAAAAAAAGAACCUAUUGCUCCUCCUGUACCUACAAAUCCAAGAAUUCAUCAUAAUAAAAAUCAUGAUCUAAGGUCAAUUAUUAUACAAGGUAUUAGAGAUUUAAUUGAUGAAAUUUCAAAUAUUGAUGAUGGUAUUGAAGCCAUGUCUGUUGAUUUAAUUCAUGAUAAUGAAAUCUUAUUAACUCCAACUCCUGAUUCCAAAACUGUUUUAAAAUUUUUAUUAAAAGCUAGACAAAAAAGAAAAUUUACUGUUUUAGUUACUGAAUGUUUCCCAAAUAGAACUUCCAUCGCUCAUAGUUUUGCAAAAGAAUUAUCAGAUGCUAAAAUUGAUACAGUGGUGAUACCUGAUUCUCAUGUCUUUGCAGUAAUGUCAAGAGUUGGUAAAGUUAUAGUUGGUGCAAGAUCUGUUUUCGCAAAUGGUGGUACUGUAUCAAGUGCAGGUGUUGCAGCAGUUGCUGAAUGUGCUAAAGAACAUAAAACUCCUGUUUUUUCAGUUGCAGGUCUUUAUAAAUUAAGUCCAACUUAUCCAUUUGAUGUUGAAAAUUUAAUUGAAGUUGGUAAUUCUGGUAAAGUUAUAAAUUUUUCUGAAAGUAAUUUAGUUCAACAUGCUGAUAUUACAAAUCCAUUAUUUGAUUAUAUCCCACCUGAACAUAUUGAUAUCUACAUCACAAACAUGUAUGUAUUCAUUCAUCCAUUCCCUGUGGUUUUUUGGGCGAAAUUUUACUAA
This is a messenger RNA of Hansenula ciferrii, 1029 nucleotides long. RefSeq names its product translation initiation factor eIF2B subunit beta (gene GCD7). The record is from RefSeq and is a predicted model, not a curated record. Gene Ontology annotation, cellular component: eukaryotic translation initiation factor 2B complex. Gene Ontology annotation, molecular function: translation initiation factor activity; guanyl-nucleotide exchange factor activity. NCBI's taxonomy places the organism in Eukaryota, Fungi, Ascomycota, Saccharomycetes, Phaffomycetales, Wickerhamomycetaceae. The transcript has a single exon. Gene Ontology annotation, biological process: translational initiation. The coding region runs from base 1 to 1029 and encodes 342 amino acids.